UUUUAUUGUGAAUUUAAUCUGAAAAUGGUCGUCAAAAUUUAGGAAUUCAUUCUUCGGUAGUAAUCGUCAGCAUAGGAUAUCAUAAAUUAUGUGAUCACCCAUGUGGCUAUCAUGGCAGCUACAAAAGAGGGGUGUGUACCUGUUGAGCUGAGAGAGCGACUAGAGAGCUGUCUAGGGUCUGUAGGCGUCCUCAUUAAGAGUAUCAGAGCGAACCAGUUGAAUCGGACUAGAUCCCCUGACGUCGAUCUUCGCGUACGAUUGGUCGAAACCUCUCAACAACUAUCUGACACUUGUACUAAACUAGCCCUGCUGUUCUCCAAGCCGCCCCUUCCCUCAUUGUCAGAGUGUGGGGGACUGUGUGACAGACUAGAGGGGGCCUGUCUCGAGUUUGUGGCGGCGUACGCUCACUUGGAGGGAGGGGCUACUUAUCGGGAGGAGGUCAAGAUCGUUGUACUGUGUGUUCUAGAGGACCUUGCUAAACUCAUUACUAUCAUAGCCUCUCAAGGAGGAACAAGAAGUGCUGCUCAACUGCACAGGACUGGUGCAGUAUGGAAGAGUUGCGGUGAUGUCAGCAAACUAUCCCGAGAUGAUCGAUCAGCUGUCCUCAAAGUGUACCUCUCACAACUACAACUACUGAGGGACGCCCUCUCUGAGCUAACACAGCUGGAGUCUCGAAAUGGUGUGUGUGAUGAGAGUGAGUGGGAUGAUGGUAUGGAGGAGAGACAAGGAGAACUGGAGACAGUCGAGUGGACAGAGGAGGAGCUUCAAAUUAUUCGACCUGCUUCCCAACUUAUUAAGGUGUGUGUGGAGGUGGUGGAGUGUGCCUCUCGACUCCUGGUGACUGGUGGAGGGGAUGGGGGCGUGGCAGACAUGGAUGCUGGCUGUGCUCUCAUCAAACAACUCAGCCCGGCAAUCGAUGAUCUGGCCAAUGAAAUGGAAGCACCAGUAGCUAUGGAGACAUGCCGAUCACUGGCGCUUAAAGUGAGUGAGGUACUACUAAGCUGCGUCCACUCUCUCAGCUCCCACAGCUACUGUCAGGCAAAUGGCUGGCCUCGGGAUCAUUUCAUAGCUUCUAUAGAUAGCUACACCCAGCUACUAACUGUCAACUUGUAUUUAGCUGGCAUGCAUCUUUAGUUACAUGUUAUUCUGUGUGGUAUUUUUGCAGUUUUAUAAAGCACGUAUAAUUAUAGAAGUUUCUUUAAUCAUAAAUUGAGUUCACACAA
Halichondria panicea is the source of this 1223-nucleotide messenger RNA. RefSeq names its product cyclin-D1-binding protein 1 homolog. Lineage: Eukaryota; Metazoa; Porifera; Demospongiae; Suberitida; Halichondriidae. Gene Ontology annotation, cellular component: nucleus. Gene Ontology annotation, biological process: regulation of cell cycle. The record is from RefSeq and is a predicted model, not a curated record. The transcript is spliced from 7 exons. Bases 112 to 1134 code for a protein of 340 amino acids.